CUAUUGCUAGCCGGUCUUGUUUCAAUUUUUAUUUUUCCAAAAAUGGCCUUGGCAACUUCCUAUGUCAUUCUUUGGGCCUCUCAGACAGGCAAUGCAGAAUGGAUAGCAAAAAACAUUCACACAGAAGCCAAAAAUAAAGGUUACAGAGGUGAAUGUUACCUAAUGGACGAAUGGGAAAAGGCCAAUCUUGCGACAACUAAAGUAAUCAUCUUUGUGGCCUCUAACACGGGUGAUGGCGAUCCCCCAGACAACGCACUCAAAUUUUGGAGAUUCUUCAGACGUAUGAAGCAACCUGACUACCUUGCUCAUGCACAAGUUACUCUUCUCGGUCUAGGGGAUACUAACUACAGCAAUUACAAUAAUACUGUAAAACGGCUCGAAAAGAAGGCUAAGGAACUUGGUGCAACUGUGUUUUACGAAAAGGGUCUUGCAGAUGAUGCUGAAGGCCUCGAAACUGUGGUUGAUCCUUGGAUCGAAAAACUUUGGACAGUCCUUCCUUCUGUUUUGCAAAAACAAGAUGAUAUUAAUGUGCCAAAAGAAGCUGACUCGGCAGAUGAAACAGUCAGCGUUGAAUCUGUUACAAAGAAUGUCCAGGACAUGAGUGUAUCUGAUCCAUAUACAAAUGAAGCCAGGCGUACAGCCUUGCCCAAGGAGGCCCAGAAAUACACCGACCUUCCCAAUAGCUUGAUCAACAAGGACGCUACUCCAGAAGCAGAUGGCGCAAAUACAAAUCUCGCUUCUGGACAUCCCUUGACUAUUGACCUCUCGGGACUCAAGCCAGGUAUGGGCUUGACAGCCCUGCCAAAGGUUCCUGCAUCAAUCACCCAUCUCGAACGUCUCGAUGUAAAGACGGUUGCAAACGAAGCUCACAGAAUCCCUGAAUUUAUCAACAUUCCUAGCCCCUUGAUCGAUGCUGCAGUCACCAAAGUACAGUGUCUCACCACAAAAGACGCCUUAAAACGUACUUUGUUUGUCGAAUUAGAAGUGGAUAAGGAAAUCCAAUUCGAUCCUGGAGAUGCAUUCGGUAUUCUGGCUCCCAAUGACGAUGAGUUGGUCGAAGGGGUUUUGGCCCGAUUGGUGCCUUUUGAAGAAAGACAUGAAGUAUUGUAUGCAAUUCGUGGAGAAGAUUUACCUUCGCAUCUCCAGAAUGCUUCACGUGUUACACUCGUAGAGCUUUUAAAACAUGGACUUGAUCUUACCAGUCAACCUAGAAAGGCAUUGUUUAGACUUUUGGCUGAAUACACCACAGAUUUGCAGGAAAAAACAAUACUCAUGUACAUCUGUAGUAAACAAGGUGUGUCACAGUUUAAUGCUAUUCGCGAACAAUCUCCAACAUUGCUUGAUAUACUUGCCACAUUUCCGUCCUGUAAACCCCCGAUUUCUCGUCUUCUCGACGCACUUCCUCCCCAUAUGCCUCGCUAUUACUCCAUAAGUAACUCACCUUUGAAACAUCCGGGAAAAAUCUGCUUUGCAUUUAAUGUUAUCAACUACACCACUGCCCACAACGUAAAGCGUAAGGGCGUUGCUACCCCUUGGAUUGAUGCCUUGACCGGUCUUGUUCCUGCUAGAAUCAAAAAACCCACGACAGUCGAGUUUCCUUCCGGACUACUUCAUAUCCCUAUUUUUAUGAAGCCUAAUGCCAACACAUUUACUCUUCCUACCGACACCACACGACCUCUGGUCCUCAUAGGUCCUGGUACUGGCAUUGCUCCGUUCAUUGGAUUUUUAGAACAUCGUCAAACCCAGCGCAAAAUCCGCAAGGCCAUGGGUGGCGUAGGAACUAAUCCUCUAAGAGACAUUCAAAAGGAGUUUGGGGAUAUUUGGGUUUAUUAUGGUUUCAGAGAGACCACAAAGGAUUAUCUAUUUGAAGAUGAUCUUGAAAACUUUGUCAAGGAUGGUACUGUCAAAAAGUUAGAGCUGGCCGUCAGUCGUAAAGGAAAGGACAAGGUGUAUGUUCAAGACCUUUUGAAGCGCGAUAUAGAUGGACUCUAUGAGAUGAUCGUAAACAAAAAUGCUGUUGUUUAUAUAUGCGGUGAUGCAAAGGGAAUGGCCAAGGGUGUACACGAUGCACUUGCUGACAUGCUUUGUGAAAAGCAAGGUUUAGAUAAGCUGGAGGCAAACAAGCUGCUGAUCCAGUGGAUGAGUGAACGCAAAUAUUUGCGUGAUUUGUGGGCAUAAUUGACGAGUAUUUGUUGUAAUAUAUUUGUAUAUAUUUAUAUUAUAAAGAUCAUAAUAAUAUAAUAUACUCGCACACAGUCAAAAAAAGAGGUGUUUGAUUGAGAUAUGGCUAAUAACCAGC
This is a messenger RNA of Phycomyces blakesleeanus NRRL 1555(-), 2299 nucleotides long. RefSeq lists its product as hypothetical. Lineage: Eukaryota; Fungi; Mucoromycota; Mucoromycetes; Mucorales; Phycomycetaceae. The record is from RefSeq and is a predicted model, not a curated record. The coding region runs from base 43 to 2178 and encodes 711 amino acids. Gene Ontology annotation, cellular component: cytosol. Gene Ontology annotation, biological process: homocysteine metabolic process. Gene Ontology annotation, molecular function: [methionine synthase] reductase (NADPH) activity; flavin adenine dinucleotide binding; FMN binding. The transcript is spliced from 6 exons.